GAAUCGCGCGCCGUGUAGCCGCACUAGUGACGCCACGGGCGUUGCCCGGCAACGGCGAACGCGUGGGAGCGGGCGGCCUGAUGGCUCGGGCUCAGGUCCGGGGGCGGUGGCGUGUGCAGCGCGGACGCCCAUUUCGCCGUCCGGCCCGGCCUCUGGGACUUGCCCGUGGCCCCUAUCCUCCUCUCGGGGCGCCCCCCAGGAGUCCCAUCCCCCACGCCCCGAGCCGCCCCGCCCCUCCCGGCCCCCAGGGGUCCCCCGCCGACCGCUAUGGCCUCGGAGAUGGUGAAGGUGGUGGUGCGCUGUCGCCCCAUGAACCAGCGAGAGCGGGAGCUGAACUGCCAGCCAGUGGUGACUGUCGACUCCGCGCGCGGCCAGUGCUUCAUCCAGAACCCAGGCGCCGCCGCCGAGCCCCCCAAGCAGUUCACCUUCGAUGGCGCCUACCACAUGGAGCACUUCACGGAGCAGAUCUACAAUGACAUCGCCUACCCGCUAGUGGAGGGUGUCACCGAGGGCUACAAUGGCACCAUCUUUGCCUAUGGCCAGACAGGCAGCGGGAAAUCCUUCACCAUGCAGGGCCUGCCGGACCUGCCCUCCCAGAGGGGCAUCAUCCCCAGGGCCUUCGAGCACGUGUUUGAGAGCGUCCAGUGUGCAGAGGACACUAAGUUUCUGGUCCAGGCCUCGUACCUGGAGAUCUACAAUGAAGAUGUCCGUGACCUCCUGGGGGCUGACACCAAGCAGAAGCUGGAGCUGAAGGAGCACCCCGAGAAAGGUGUGCACGUGAAGGGGCUGUCCAUGCACAUGGUGCACAGUGUGGCCCAGUGUGAGCGCAUCAUGGAGACCGGCUGGAAAAACCGAGCAGUGGGCUACACUCUGAUGAACAAGGACUCCUCACGCUCCCACUCCAUCUUCACCAUCAGCAUCGAGAUCUACGCCGUGGAUGAGCAGGGUGAGGACCACCUCCGAGCUGGCAAGCUGAACCUGGUGGACCUGGCGGGCAGCGAACGGCAGUCCAAGACAGGGGUCUCUGGGGAGCGGCUCAAGGAGGCCACCAAGAUCAAUCUGUCCCUGUCGGCACUGGGCAACGUCAUCUCUGCCCUGGUGGAUGGGCGCUGCAGGCACAUCCCCUACCGGGACUCCAAGCUGACACGGCUACUGCAGGACUCCCUGGGCGGCAACACCAAGACCCUGAUGGUGGCCUGCCUGUCCCCCGCCGACAACAAUUAUGACGAGACUCUCAGCACGCUGCGCUAUGCCAACCGAGCCAAGAACAUCAAGAACAAGCCUCGCAUCAACGAGGACCCCAAGGACGCCCUCCUGCGCCAGUACCAAGAGGAGAUUAAGAAGCUCCGGGCCAUCCUGGCACAGCAGCUCAGUCCCGGUGGCCUGUCAGCCCUGCUGUGCGGCCAGCUGCCCCUGAGCCCUGCCCAGGUUGAGGAGAAGCUGUUGUCCAGCCCUGUGGUCCCGCAGGACAUGGAGGCUGAGAAGCAGCUGAUCCGGGAGGAGUACGAGGAGCGCCUGGCCCAACUGAAGGCUGACUACGAGGUGGAGCAGGAGUCCCGAGCCAGGCUGGAGGAGGACAUCACUGCCAUGCGCAACUCGUAUGACGUGCAGCUGUCCAUGCUGCAGGAGAACCUGCGGAAGGGGACAGAGACCGUUCUGAAAGCAGAAGUCCUCCACAAUGCCGAGGUCAUGUCCAGGGCUGAGUUUGCCAACAUGUCUGAGCAUGUACCUGCCUUCCAGUUCGAGGCAGCCGUGAAGCCUUCUAUCUUCUCCAUACCUGAUCCCCUGCCCAGGGAUGAGGUCUCCAACACCCAGAUUUCCCCCAGAUUUGAGGAGCUUCGCAGGGCAGAGCCCUCCAAGUCUGAGAUUUCUCUCAGGUCCAGUGAGUCCUCCAUGCUGGAAGAAUCCUCCAUGUCUGAGGCCCUCCCUGGGCCUGAGGAGCUUUCCAACCUGGAGCUCUGUGGGCCUGAGGUGCGUUCCCAGAGCAAGUACUUCCUGAAUGAAGACCCUGGCCAGGAGGACUCUGAGACCCGGCUGGAGGGUGAGAACUACAUCCAGGUGGAGGAGCAGCCACUGGUGCCCCCGAAGAUGGGACUGAGCCUGCGGGACCCAUUUGCUGAGGUGGAAGCCAAGCUGGCCAGACUCUCCUCCAUGGUGGCCAGGACAGAUGUGCCGCAGGUCCCCAUGAAGCACACCUCUCCGACAGACCUGUUGGAGCCCAGUGACACCAGGUCUGAAGCUGAGGUGGCCACCAACCUCCCACUCCCCAUUGAGGUACAUCUGGCCCUGGAAGUGGCAGAGGUGUCCGCAGCAGAGCCAGAUACAUGGAUGGAAGCUGAGCCCCAGAUGGCCCUGGCGGCCCAGCCUCAGCCCCUGCUGGCCACAGCAAGUGCAAGAAGGGAGAGUGUGGGUGUGGGUGUUGCCGUGCCGACAGAGGAGCUGCUGCCUGGGGUGGACCAGCAGCAGGUGCUGGCCCGUUUGCAGCUGCUGGAGCAGCAGGUGGUGGGCGGGGAGCAGGCCAAGAACAAGGACCUGAAGGAGAAGCACAGGCGGCGGAAGCGGUACGCAGAUGAACGCAAAAAACAGCUGGUGGCCGCGCUGCAGAACUCGGAAGAGGAUGUCGGGGACUGGGUGCUGCUUAAUGUCUACGACUCCAUCCAGGAGGAAGUGAGAGCCAAGAGCAAGCUGUUGGAGAAGAUGCAGAGGAAGCUUCGGGCAGCAGAGGUGGAGAUCAAAGACCUGCAGUCGGAGUUCGAGCUGGAGAAGAUCGAUUACCUGGCCACCAUCCGGCGGCAGGAGCGAGACUCCCUGCUCCUCCAGCAGCUCCUGGAGCAGGUGCAGCCCCUGAUCCGCAGGGACUGCAACUAUAGCAACCUGGAGAGGAUCCGGCGCGAGUCAAGCUGGGAUGAGGACAGCAGCUCCUGGAGGAUCCCCGAACCUGUCAUCGUAAAAACCAGCCUCCCAGCAGCAGUUCCAACUGGGCCACAGACCAAGCCAGCCCGAAAAACCUCUGCCUCAGACAGCAGAGAGCCAAACAUGGAAGAAGACCGCUACAGGCUGAUGCUUAGUCGGAGUGACAGUGAAAAUAUUGCCAGUAACUACUUCCGGUCCAAGCGAGCCAGCCAGAUCCUCAGCACGGACCCCAUGAAGAGCCUUGUGCAUCACAGCUUGUCGCCAGGCCUCAGCUCCCAGCUCAGCAACAACUCUACCAUCCCAACCACCCAGGCCCUUGAAAUGCCCCAGCCCCGGCCCUUCCGCCUUGAGUCCCUUGACAUCCCUUUCACCAAGGCCAAGCGUAAGAAAAUCAAAAGCAACUUGGGCAGUGAGGCUCUGUGAUGGCAGCUGCUUGCCGCUACCUGCCUUUAGGCUUCUAAACUGCCAGGCCCUCCCAGGCCAGCCCCUAUUAGGCCUCUUCCCUCAUCCUCCCAGAGCGACUGGGGCCCAAGAGGGUCCUCACCCUCGGGAAGAUACAUCCCCUUCCCUGUUCCCCAGAGCCCACCUCUGCCCAGGCCUGAGCCCCUGAGAGGCCUGCUCCAGCUGUCUAUGCCACGUUAGUGUUUCCGUCUACUCUUUGGCCAUGGAGCCUGCAACUUGUGCCACAGAGUGGCCUUUGCCUUGCUGGGCUCCGCAGCUUCAGGCCUGCUGUAGGGCCUUCGGCAGCAGCCUUGGCAGCAGCUGACGCACAGAUGAAGCCCACAUCCUGGUAACUGAAAUUUGUGCCUCUGUGUAGGUGGCCCUUUCCAGAGGACAGCCUGGCCCUGCAGGACGGGCACACAAGUCCUGGAGCAGCCGUUCUGCUCGGGCCACUUCUGGCUGGACUGUGGCCCAAAGAAGGCUGCUGCACAUUAAGCUGCCCAAUAAACUGCCUUUUAGAAAGA
Heterocephalus glaber (naked mole-rat) is the source of this 3878-nucleotide messenger RNA. RefSeq names its product kinesin family member 17 (gene Kif17). Gene Ontology annotation, molecular function: ATP binding; microtubule binding; microtubule motor activity. The record is from RefSeq and is a predicted model, not a curated record. Lineage: Eukaryota; Metazoa; Chordata; Mammalia; Rodentia; Bathyergidae. Gene Ontology annotation, biological process: microtubule-based movement.